AUGGAGCCACGACCUAAUACCUCACUCUACGCAAAGAUAUUCCGAGAACCACCAAUCCAGGUGAUUGUAGGGAGUGCUAAGAGCUCCUAUUUUGUCCAUCCUGAAGCCUUGUCAUGGUGCAAAAACUCGGCACUAAGUGCGCGGAUCGAAGGGCCAUGGAGGCAGCACGGAGAUGAAAGUCCAAUUGACUGGUCCGAUUUUGAUGAGCAGACUGUCGAAUGCGUCUUAAGCUACCUUUAUACGCAAGAUUACUACGUCCCGCAGUUGGAAGUUACUCCGGAUGAUGGUUGCAAAGACGAAGAUGACAGCAAAGGUAGGGCGUUGUUUGCUGAAGUUAAUGUCGGUGAUAUAUUAAUGUUGUUCAUAGCUCCUACUGGAAUCGAGCCGUCUACACCCGAGUCUGUACCUGAUGAUCAAGAAACACUUAACAGACCACUAACACCCUUGAGCCGGUGCCUCAAGGCUGGCCUACCGGCAGAUAAUAACCAUACUGCUGCAGGCACUUGCACUUAUCGAGCAUCUCCGAAUCCUGACGAUCGCCUUGGCGCUGAAAUUCUAAUCCAUGCGAAAGUAUAUUGCUUCGCACAUCGUUAUUGUAUCCGUGAACUUGAAGACUUCGCACUGCAACGUCUCACAAAGGUUCUUAUUAUCAUCGAUACAGAAACAGUGGCAGUGUUUCCGUAUCUCGCAGAUGCCAUCCGUAUUGUCUACGAUUCGACACCAGGAGCGAGUUUUCAAGAUAAUCCUGCUCGGAAGUUGUUAUCUCAAUAUGUUGCAUUGAAUUACACUAGGUUGGAAAGUGAGAGCUUCGAUCAAAUUAUGGCAGAGGGUGGUGAAUUCAUGGUGGACUUAUCGCACAAGUUGGCCAGGCGGCUCAACAUGAGUGGGAUAGGUGCCGAAACUCUGGUGGAACAAAUUGAUGAUCUUCACUUACAGAUAAAUCAGUUGAGUCUAGAUCUUCAUGAACAGGUGACCCAGCUCAAUAGUGCGAGGAAAGAAUUGAUGGAGUGGGAUAGCUGGAAUCGAGGGAUUUCCGGAAAGUAUAGAAAGGCAAAAAGAAAGGUGUAA
Molecule: messenger RNA, 1068 nt
Organism: Aspergillus vadensis CBS 113365
Lineage: Eukaryota; Fungi; Ascomycota; Eurotiomycetes; Eurotiales; Aspergillaceae
Exons: 2
Coding region: 1-1068 (355 amino acids)
Source: RefSeq, a predicted model, not a curated record